Molecule: messenger RNA, 2763 nt
Organism: Linum tenue
Lineage: Eukaryota; Viridiplantae; Streptophyta; Magnoliopsida; Malpighiales; Linaceae
Source: the annotation of a GenBank genome assembly
UCCGAAUCCGGUUCCCCCACCCGUACUCAGUCUCUCUCCUCUCAGCACGUGCUUUCUCUCGCUCUGCAAAACGGGAGAAGAAUAGCGAAAAUACAAAAAACAAAAAAAAAAUACAAGGAAGAAAUUUCAUACCGCAGCUCCGACGAAGAGCAGCUGCAGCCUGCAGAGCCGCACCGGAGAGGACGCCGGGAAAGCCUAUUCAUGACGACGUCGUCGUAGAAGACCAGCACGCCGAGAGAGAGAGAGAGAGUGAGAGAGGGAGCGGGACAAGGACGGGAACGAGAGGGGGGCAAUAACGCCGAAGAGCGCAAUCAGAGAUCUGCUAAAUGCACGCCUCUAAACGGAUUCCGAGCAGCGGUCACACGUCGCCGUCGCCGCCACAGUCUCCCCUCCGUUCUCCUCGCUACCGAGGGCGGUCCAAGCCUGGCCGGUUCCCUCCGGCGGCGGCUCACCCGCCUGGUCGCACUCUAGCUCAUCGCCUUGCUUGGCUUCUCCUCUCCGUUCUCCUCCGUCGCCAGGGGAUUUUCUUGUUCGCCCCGCUUAUCUACAUCUCGGGAAUGCUUCUCUACAUGGGGACUGUGUCCUUCGAUGUCGUCCCCCAGAUUUCUCAUAGGCCUGCUCCUGGUUCGGUUUAUAAGAGCCCCCUCAUUUAUGAGAAGCUCCGACCUGAAAUGGAUGCCGAUAAUUCUUCUGCUGAUGCGCUAUUAACUAUAUGGAAAAAUUCGUACAAAAGUGGCGAGUGGAAACCUUGUGUGAACAAGUCGUUGGAAGGCAUACCAGCUUCUAAUGGUUACAUAUAUGUUGAGGCCAAUGGAGGUUUGAAUCAGCAAAGGACUUCGAUAUGCAAUGCAGUUGCUGUUGCUGGCUAUCUGAAUGCUACACUCCUGAUCCCUAAUUUCCAUUACCACAGCAUUUGGAAAGAUCCCAGCAAGUUCCAAGACAUAUAUGAUCAAGAAUUUUUUAUCAAAGCCUUACAAAAUGAGGUGAGGGUGGUUGAUAAGAUUCCAGUAUAUCUAAUGGAGCGGUUUGAUCACAACUUCAGCAAUGUAUUCAACUUCAGAGUAAAAGCAUGGUCACCUAUUGAAUAUUACAAAGAUGUAGUCCUCCCCAGGCUACUCGAAGAAAAGGUUGUAAGAAUUUCUCCAUUUGCGCACCGUUUAUCAUUUGAUGCUCCUCCAGCUGUCCAACGCCUUAGAUGUAUGGCAAACUAUGAAGGUCUAAGAUUCUCAAACCCCAUAUUGACAAUGGGGGAAAAUCUGGUGGCUAGAAUGAAAGAACUGAGUGCAAGCCAUGGUGGGAAAUAUGUUUCUGUGCACCUGCGCUUUGAGGAGGACAUGGUUGCUUUCUCUUGUUGUGUGUUUGAUGGUGGUGCCCAAGAAGAUAGAGACAUGAAAGCUGCUAGGGAAAGAGGCUGGAAAGGGAAAUUUACAAAGCCUGGUCGAACCAUACUUCCUGGAGCCAUCAGGCUUAACGGGAAGUGCCCCCUUACUCCCUUAGAGGUUGGUCUGAUGCUUAGGGGAAUGGGUUUUGGCAAGGACACAUAUAUAUAUUUAGCUUCUGGAAAGAUUUACAAUGCCGAGAAGUAUAUGGUUCCAUUGUUGGAAAUGUUUCCAAAUUUGCAGACAAAGGAUACACUAGCAACCGCUGAAGAACUCGCACCAUUCAAGAAUUUUUCUUCCAGGAUGGCUGCAAUAGACUACACUGUUUGCCUUCAUAGUGAGGUAUUUGUGACAACUCAAGGUGGCAACUUCCCUCAUUUCUUGUUAGGCCAUCGGAGAUUCUUGUAUGGUGGACAUGCCAAGACAAUUAGGCCAGACAAGCGGAAGUUAGCUUUGCUGCUUGAUAAUACAUCUCUAGGGUGGAAGAGUUUCAAACGGCAAAUGUUGAACAUGCGGUCUCAUAGUGAUUCCAAGGGGUUUGAAUUCAAGAGAAUGAAUGACUCGGUAUAUUCUCAUCCAUGCCCUGACUGCAUGUGCCGGAUCAACAAGGCAGUAGAAUUGUCGUGACCCUAGCCGGGAGAGAUAUUUUGGGUUGGUUGGUUUCUUCUUUGAUCAGGAAGUAAGAUGGUGAUACAUAUUUAGCUCGCUGCUGCUGCUGUUGCUGACGGCCCAACUUUUUUUUAUUAGCGUGGGUGUGAUUCUUUCAUUAUUUCUUUUUCCUGCCCCAAUUUUCCAAGUUAACAGCAAAAGUUAGUGUCUGUAACCCUUCCAAGUCCUGGGGAUGCUUCAUUUCAAUGGAGGGUUGCAGAGCUCGUGGUAGUAAUGGGGGAUCACGAUCCUGUGGUCGAUUAAAUGUUGACCAGAAUUAUGAUCGAUCAUCUUGUAUUUGCAUAUGAAGAUGAAGCUGGGAAGAGGAGGAAGGAAAAUCGUGUUUCUUUGUUAAAAGGUCAGUUGCAGGCAGGCAGAGGCAGAAGAUCUUCCUUUGUACCUUAACCAAAAGGAAAGCUGUAACAUUCAUAGGAUGGCUAAGGAGGGGGUUUUAUCUUCUUUUUUUUGUUCGAAUGCUUGUGUGUAAAUUUUGUCAAGAGCUUUUAGGUGUUUAGGGAAGGGCCCCUAAAAUACAACAAAGGAAAAAAAUCUGUGUAAGACAAGAGGCCCUUCCCAUCUCUCCUUAGAAAAAUACGGUACAGUCACAGGGAGCUAUUCACUGUACAUUUCACGGGGAAACAAUGGAAUACUUUUGGCCGAGUAGUUCGGAUUUUGGCUUCUUGUUUUAGCUCCCUGUCACACCUAGUGGUUCGUUUUCUUUUUAAACAAUAGAUAA